CAUUUAGUUGAUUCUCUUUGAAGGUUUUUGUUGUUUUCUAAGUGAAUUAAAGUUAAUUUGGUGAUCUACUUUUUUAUAUUUUCUAAUUUUAUUUGUAUUUUUAUUUUGCUCUUAUUGGAAAGAAUAUUUAGUGUUGAAGGUUUUUGUAAAAUGUCAGAACAGAAAUUGGAUUGGAUGUACAAAGGUGUUUCUGGUCUUGUUGACAGAGAAUCUUAUUUAACUGGACGAAGAAUUGAUAAGACCUUUGAAUUGGCCGAAAGGGAGGAAAAAGGUGAAAGAAUUGACGUUCCUGUUCAUGAAUCUGUUCCUCAGUCAAUUCUUGAUCUUCCUAGUACAUCAAGAUUCAACAAUAGACUAUCAGCAGAUGACCCGUUGGUUGCGAUGAAACAAAGACAACUUGAAGAGGCGAGAAAGAUUUUGAAUAAUCCUUUAAAGAUGAAGAAGAUUAAAGAACUAAUUGAAGCCGAGAAGAAAUCAUCAACAUCAUCAUCUAUUGUGAAAAAGAAGAAAAAGAAAAGUAAAAAGAAACAUAAAAAGGAUAAAAAGAAGGAACAUAAAAAGAAACACAAGAAACACGAUAGAUAGAAUUAAUUGAUUCGAUGAUCCAACCAACAGAUCGCUACAAAUUGGAACUCAAAGUCCUCGAUUAAUCGCCAAGAGAAAAGUUCAAAGAAAUUUCAUCUCUUUGACCAUUUUCAUUCAUCAAAGUGCAGAAAACUAACUUCAAAUCUCAUUAAAAUGAUGACCAUUGUCCAUCCAUUGUAAUUACUUUUGGCUCUUAACUGCGAUUCUGAGUUAAAAAAAUCUUUCACAAUCAAAACGUGACUUUCUACCUAAAUUAAAAGGUCAAUCGAGUGUCCAAUUCACAAAGAAAAUGUGUCAAUAUCUUUGUCAAUAUAUUUCUGGAAAACAAUCAACAGUUGAUUUACGAAAGUGUAAACAUUAAUUAAUCUAAUUGUUAAGCAUUUUUUCAAAGUUCUCUCAUCAAUAUUGACCAAAAAACAACCAAGAAAUUCAAUCAACCUGAUCAUCUUCAUUUCUCCAAAAAGAAAACAACAGAACCGAUAUUUUAAGAGAUUCGAAGAUCCCACCAACAGGUCAAUCCAACAGGUUGACCUUGAUUCGGACAAAGAUGACCCUCGAUUUCCUAUUGGUUGUAAAAGAAAAAGAAAAAAGUUCUCCAAACAAAUUUUAUCUCAUUGAUCUUUAUUUUCAUAUUAUUUUGAAAAUCCACUUUGGAUUAACUUUUAUCUUCUCGGUUGUCAUAACAAUAACAACUUACCAGCGAUAAAAUCAUCAACCACCAUCAUCUUGAUGAUAAAUUAAUAUUUCUCUUCUCCCUUCUCACUUUCCCGUCGUCAUUUUGUCAUCUAUUUUUUUUUUCUAGUAGAAAAAAAGAAAGAGAGAUUGAUAAAAGAAAGAAAAGAAAGAGAAAACCCAAAGUAAUGGCUUUACUUUAUUCUUGGCUCAACAAACCAAACAAUUAUCACCUUUCCUCCGGCUGGUUGUUCAUUAAGUAUGUGAUUCUACUGUUAUUGGCGAUCAAUGUGAUGAUCUGUAUUCUCUUAAUUCCAAUCGUGUUGGCCUACAUAAACGACCAUGCGAAUCACGAUGAUUUUGGUGGAGCUUCAAUUCUGGCUGCUUCCAUUUACGCUGUUGUUUUCCUAAUUUUCGCCAUCGGUACUCAUACAUUGGGAUUUUUUUCGGUCAAACGUCAAGUGUACCAAUUAAUGUUAAGCUAUUGUCUUGCUGCUUCUCUCAUCUUAUUGUCCAUCAUUCUGUCCGUUGAAACAAGAGAAAGACCUUUAAUUACCUGGUUGUGUCUUAAUUUCACUACGAUUAUGUUAACCCUCGCGUUUAGUUUUGUGAUACGGCGAAUGGAACAUCCCGCUGGACCAUCGAUCGUUAAUCAAGUUGAUUUUGAUGAUGUUCUUUACACCAGAUAGAUUAAUCAAUAUUUUUCCUUCUACACAUCAAUUGAAACUCAUCAAUUCCCGUUAAUCUCUCAGUGUGUUUGUCUUAUAAGUGAUAAGUGGAUCAUCAUCAUCAUCAUAAUCAUCACUUAGCUUAUUGCCUGAGAUUUUGUUGCCAUCCUCAUAUUGUAGUUCAUAGUCAUCAUCAUCUUUAUCGUUUUUUUUAAUCAUCUUCAUCAUUUACAACUAAAAAUGACCAAAAAAAUUCAUCCUAAUCAUCACUGAUUAUUCAUACAAACGAGAUAACUAAUUGUGCUCUUCAAAUGAUUAUUUAACCUUCUCAUUGAAAUCAAAAGACUAUCUUAUCAUUUAGAGUUAAUUAAUGAUUAAAGUACAACAGAAUCAGAAAUUCACCAAAGUUAACAAUUAUUCUUGAGGUGAUUAGUUAAUCGGAUAACCAGGAUAAUUUAAACUCGAAACUUUCAAUCAAUACGAAAACUGUUUUUUUUAUCUAUUCGAUUAAAACUAAAUUCUAAUUGUUUGAA
Molecule: messenger RNA, 2458 nt
Organism: Panonychus citri (citrus red mite)
Lineage: Eukaryota; Metazoa; Arthropoda; Arachnida; Trombidiformes; Tetranychidae
Product: pre-mRNA-splicing factor CWC25 homolog
Exons: 1
Coding region: 151-585 (144 amino acids)
Biological process (GO): mRNA splicing, via spliceosome
Cellular component (GO): U2-type spliceosomal complex
Source: RefSeq, a predicted model, not a curated record